This is a messenger RNA of Pseudoliparis swirei, 3193 nucleotides long. It is a transcript of the gene coq10a, whose product is annotated as coenzyme Q10A. The transcript has 5 exons. The record is from RefSeq and is a predicted model, not a curated record. Bases 363 to 1109 code for a protein of 248 amino acids. NCBI's taxonomy places the organism in Eukaryota, Metazoa, Chordata, Actinopteri, Perciformes, Liparidae. Gene Ontology annotation, cellular component: mitochondrion. Gene Ontology annotation, biological process: ubiquinone biosynthetic process; cellular respiration. Gene Ontology annotation, molecular function: ubiquinone binding.
GCCUGCAGAAAAAGUAACAGCGUCUCCCACCGGCGUAGUGAAUUUAAACGUAGAGUGAUGUGAGUACGUAGAGGCGGGCGGGUUAUGAAACAGUGUUAGCGAAGGUUGGCUAACGUUACCGAGCGUCGGUGACGCCAACGGCUCUGGACGCAGCCGGAUACGUCGUUAAAGUGACUCGAACACGACGAGACGGUAAACCGCUAACGUUAGCUAGUUAGUGAGGACAGUCACAACUAGCUGUUAUUACAGGUCGGUCGGCACUACAAGUGUGGUGUUUGGACCCGGAUCCCACUGCCCGGAGCUCUUUGCCUUUCGCUUCGCACACCCAGGAUCGGUCUUCCUCGAACUGCGUGGCUGAUUUAAUGGCAGCCACGGCCAGUGCCCGGCGGUUACCCCUGGGCGUGCGGACGUUUAGUGACUUACUCCAGAUCGCCUCUGUGGGAUCCACUCGCUCGUGUGGGCUGCAAAGAGGAGGAUGCCUGCGACAGAACAUCAGACACUUGUCGUCAUGCGGCAUUUUGAUGACAAGAACUCCCAAAGUGCUCUGCCUUCACGACUCGGACACAAUGACCACGGCUCCACAAAGAAGAAACUUCUUCAGCCUGAUCAACAAAAGGAAGGAGUACUCCGAGCGUAGAAUACUUGGGUUUUCUAUGCUGGAAAUGUAUGAUGUAGUUGCCAAUGUUGACGAUUACAAGCACUUUGUGCCGUGGUGUAAGAAGUCCCAGACCAUCAUGAAAAGAGCAGGCCACGCCAAGGCUCAACUUGAAGUCGGAUUUCCUCCAUUUGUGGAGAGAUACACGUCUAUGAUCACUAACGUCCGGCCUCAUCUCGUCAAAGCAGUGUGUACGGAUGGAAAGCUAUUCAAUCACUUGGAGACGAUAUGGCGCUUUAGUCCUGGUAUUCCUGGUUACCCUCGCACCUGCACGGUAGACUUUUCUAUAUCCUUUGAGUUCCGCUCUUUGCUGCACUCCCAGUUAGCCACCAUGUUCUUCGACGAGGUUGUAAAGCAGAAUGUCGCUGCGUUCGUGCGGCGCGCCGAUAAGACCUACGGCCCAGAGACUCGCAUCCCGCGAGAGCUGAUGUUUCACGAGGUGCAUCAGACGUGAUCUCAGCAGCUGCAUGUUUUCAUCUGGCCUUAAAGCACACCAACCUUUAUUCCCUUUAUCAACCAAACCCGCAUGAUGCCUCUUUGUCGCUCAUCAAUUCACGUCUCCAGCUCCACGUAGAAAUCCUGGACCCUGAAGAUGUUAGACAUCCAACUCCAGGAAGCAUUUGGUUGGAAUUCCUUCCUCAACACAUUCUCGUUUCUCUCCUCUGUGUGUUCAGUCUGUCCGCCGCCACUCAAAGGCUGCUUGUUUGUCAGAAGGAACCCACCAUUGCUCUCGCUUUCAGUUACACGCUGUCAACAAAACAGUCAAUCAUUGCGACAUCAUGUUACCAAUGCUAGAGUGGACUAUUACCGUAAACAAAAAGCACAUUGACACUGAACCAAACGGUCUUCUGCUGUCUGCAGGGAUCGAGUCUUAUCGUGUGAUCUCAAGGUUGAAUGCCACAUCGACACGAUAUCAAAUCUCAGUGCGUCAGCUGCUCAGACCCGACGAGGAAAGCAGAAUCGUUGCCUCUGCUUUUAACAUUGACAUUAUUUUCAAAGUGACGUUUCAAUAUAUUAUUUGAAAUAUAGUACAUAUAAUUAGUGGUCAUUGGCAAAUUCUUACUGUUUUAUUAGGGGGGGGGGGGCCUUGAGUGUAAAAAUAUCUUUGACAUGCACAAUGUUUCACAGGGAAAAAGGUCAUUUCUUUAUUUAGUCAGCUGUGCCCUCCACUCACUUGAGGUUUGGAACAUUUUGCUUUUACUUGGAUGCUGAUGUGCUGUGAGAAUUGUGCUUUUGGACAUUGAGACUUGGCCUGCCGAUUACAACAAUGUCUUAUUUUACAGCCCAGAACGAGUAACUAUUAGGAGAAUAACAUAAGAGGGGAAUAUAAACUUUGCACCAACAACAGCGUCUGAUUGACUGGAGAGUAUUGUGAAAUACUGUAAAUGGGGAUUAAAAAUCGAGCAUAUAUUUUUCCCAGGUUAUCACGAAAUUAUAACAUACUUUUUAAAAUAAGGUGAUCUGUUGUGAUAAGAUCAAUAUUUAAUACAUGCUGUAACAGAUUCCCUAGUGUUUUCUUGUGUAUUUUACAGUUCACUGAAGGUCAUCAGAAGGAUGUUGGAGUUCUAUCAAGAACAUUGUUGGUAUUAAAUAUACUUGUGGCCUUCAGAAUAAAACAUCAUCAUUGUCUAUGGGUUUCAUGCUUAUUUUUGGUCAAGUUGAGCUUUUACUUGUACACAUUAGAAUGCAUUGAUAUAACUAAGAAAGAGGCAAAAACUGUUUGUGUAGCAUUACUCAUGCAUGACUUUAAGUUGGGAUUUAUAUUUCAUUUGUAAGCAGCCCGUGGCUUUAUUCCUUUGGUUCAUUGAUUGUAUCUGUUGCUUUUAGUGUUGACCAUGUUCAGGUUGCAAAAUGUCAAUGGAAAAAGUCAGCAUGUGACCUUUGUCAUAAUAGGCAGUACAUUAUGUCCACAUGCUCAUACCCUUGUGAAACUAUCUUUUCAAAGCUGAUGUGCUUUAUGCUAAGUUGAUUGGAAAUUAAGAAUAGUUCAUAAUCAAUGUAUGACAAAGGUUAAUUCAAUAAAAAUCCAUCUGGGAAUCACUGGCAACAAAAUAAACAAUCAGUCCAACUUUUAAAAAGAUUGUUCAAUACUAUUUUGAGUGUUGUAUCUUUAUGGAUUAAGGUGUGGCGCUCAUCAGUGAUGUUGGAACUUGUACGAAUGCAUUUUCAUCCCAAGUUUGUUGAAACAUGUUUUAUUCUCGGUAUGUUGCUGAGAUGGAAUUUCUUGCCAAGUUUCAUUCUUAUAGUUUCCAAUAAUCUGUAAAUCCAAAAGUUAUUUUAAUAAACCAAAGAAAUAUUUAGAGUAUUAUAUGAUCACCUCAGCGCUCCAACUCCACAGGAAUGGCAGUUGUGUGAAUGACCAUUGGUCUCACGGCAGCAGUCUUGUAUGUAUACAGGGAUGGAGGCACUUUGCUGUCACUGCUGCUACAAUAGAAUAUCAUUUUUCAUACACUUCAGCUCACACUUUUAUCUGUUGAAAGCUUAAGUAAAUACGGUGUGUAUUUCAGAGCUUUAUUUAAAUAAAACAAUUGGAAUGUA